UCUCUUUCCGGGUACUGAAGAACUGUGAAAAAUUGCUGCCCAGCAAAAUAUCAACACUCCAAAGUCACCGCUUGCCAUUUCAUGAUUUCAACCACCAACAUGUUUCCAACAGCCUGAGAGUCGGAAAUGUAUUGCGGAGAACAAACAAGAAAUACCUGGUCCCUUCUCAGUAAUAUUUCUCCGUCAUAAAUAGUGUAAACAAAUUUCUUCGUAUCGCCGGCGUUAGGGUUUUUCUUAUCGGAACGGCUCAAGAAUUUGCGGACGGGCGGUUCGCGCACCUGGGACGACGUAGAAGCAUAACCUGCGAGACGGAAUAGGUGUUUAUUCAGUAAAACGCUGCUGGCCUGGCAACUGGCAUGGUGUUUGAAACCUAAUUAGCUGCUGCAAAUUAUCCCUGAAAUUACCCCUUUUCUCAAACAACCAAAUGAGCCCAUAGGCCUCGGGGAGCCGUAACUCAUAAACGUUGUCCUAAGAAAACGAUUUUUCCCUGCUGGAGACUCACUCUCCAUAGCAGGUGCGCGACACGGGUCGGAUUCGGAUUAGUCGGGCAAAGCCCGGAUACCGGGCGGGCAACCAAAAAAAAGAAAACGAUUUCUUCCUUUCACUAGAGGUCUAGAAGCACGCUUUUUAAAGAUGGUAUUGCUCGAAACAGAAACGAAGUACAGUCCCUCUUUCACUCUUUAGCGCUUAUUUCUGGAAAAAACGGACAAAAUGGCGAAGAAGGAGACUGGAGCUUCUGACGUGCGAAUCGACAGCGUAGUAAUAACACCAUGGAAGGCCCUUCUAACGAACGUAACCUGCGGAGUAGGAUUAGGAGUAGCUUUCCAUGCUGCCAAUAAUUUCUACUCCAUCAAUUUGAUUCAAAAUCCGGCAAAAACCCUCCGUCUGAUCUGGGUUAUUGAGGCUCCAGUCGUGAUUCUGCUGUACAGUCUCUUUCGACAUCGUCCUAAUCAAUGCUCUUACUUGAAAGCCGUAGUACGAGGUUUGUUGGCACUACCUGCUGGGGCAGUAGUGAAUGCACUUGGAGCUAUAGCAUUGGGAGCACCCAUGAUUCAGAACUUCAACAGGACCCUCCACUGGUCUCUUCUGAUGUCAGUGCUUACUUGUGUCCCAGCAGCUUCUGUGUUUGGUUCUUCUUGGGCUGACUGGCACCGGAUAUUUGCUCACACAAAGCCAAGUGGACCUAUAGAGUACAUGAUCUGCCUACCUGCUCAUGGAGCUGUCAUUGGAGCAUGGUUUGGCGCUUGGCCAAUGCCACUUGACUGGGAAAGACCAUGGCAGGACUGGCCGGUUUGUGUGAGCUAUGGAGCUUUGGCUGGGUACUUUGUCGGGAUGGCGGCAGCUUUUGGUUUUGUCCUCUUCCUAAAUAAACGAAGGCAUGUAAAAGGAGACUAAUGAUGGAGAAUUCGACAUUAAUCUUAUUGGAGGUUGCUAUCGAUGACCCUAUUGAUAGACUGAGUUGCAUCCAGCUGACCAUAGGACCUCACCUGCUGAGCGGAGGUUUUGUAAUUUUUUCCCAGUAACACUACAAAACUCAUCCCUCCCCAGAACUUUUCUUUUUGCCCGGGCAAUGCAAUUUGCAGAAACUUAGAAGUACCUUUGGUUCCCACUGGAAGUUCAUUCUUUACCCUUUCUUUUCUCUUUCUUUUUCCCACUGUAACUCUAUUUCUUCCAUUAUGAUCUGCUACUGUCUUCUAAAGGGAAAAUCCUCGUCUGGUGUAUGCUGAGGUUGUGAACAAGAAGGAUGUUAUUCCUGAGAGAUUAGCAUCCAUGGCACACAUUCCUCAAAUUUUCGCUUUCCAUUGUGAAAAGCUUGAAUUACUGAGUCCUGGUUUUUGCUUACAGGUGAAGAUAUUUCACAGCCAUUGUUUA
Coffea arabica (coffee) is the source of this 1872-nucleotide messenger RNA. RefSeq names its product PIGF/3-ketodihydrosphingosine reductase fusion protein. Gene Ontology annotation, biological process: GPI anchor biosynthetic process. The record is from RefSeq and is a predicted model, not a curated record. Lineage: Eukaryota; Viridiplantae; Streptophyta; Magnoliopsida; Gentianales; Rubiaceae. Gene Ontology annotation, cellular component: endoplasmic reticulum membrane.